AUGGGUAAUUCGCAAGGCAAGCCGGUUGUCCUGACCGACGAGGUCAAUCUGAACCACUUUCGCCUAUUGCGCGUCGUGGGCAAAGGCGCCUUUGGUAAAGUUCGCAUUGUUGAGCGCAAGGAUUCAGGCCUUACUUUUGCCUUGAAAUACAUUCGCAAAGAUGAAGUGGUCCGUUCCGAAAGCGUGCGAAACAUAAUCCGCGAGAGGCGAAUGCUUGAACAUCUGAACCACCCUUUCCUGUGUAACCUGAGGUACAGUUUCCAGGAUAUCGAAUAUCUUUAUCUUGUCGUCGAUCUGAUGAGCGGUGGCGACUUGCGAUUUCACAUUCAGCGAAAGGCUUUCACCGAGGACUGUGUACGAUUUUGGAUGGGCGAGCUCGCGUGUGCGCUGCGAUACAUUCAUGGGCAGGGUAUCGUCCACCGCGAUUUGAAGCCGGAUAACGUGCUACUCGACUCCGAAGGCCACGUUCACCUGGCGGAUUUCAAUGUGGCAUCAGAUUUCAAGCCCACAAAACUAUUAACCAGCAAAUCCGGUACCCUGGCAUAUCUGGCGCCGGAAGUCUUUCGAAGCUCAGGAUAUCUCAGUGAGGUCGACUGGUGGUCGCUAGGAGUCACGUUCUACGAAUGCAUCUACGGCAAGAGGCCAUUUGAUGGCAAAAGCCACGAUGAAUUGGCCGACAAUGUGUGCGCCGCCAACCCGAAAUACCACGUCACCAAGCCACCCGUAUCGAUGCCCUGUCUACACGCACUGACAUCCUUGAUGGAAAAGGAUAGGCGGAAGCGGAUAGGGGCGGCUGGGUUCAGCACCUUCACUAACCAUCCUUUCUUCAAGCCCCUGGACUUUGAUGCGCUCGAACAAAAGCAAAUUCCUCCAAUUUUUGUGCCAUCUAGCGAAAAGACCAAUUUUGAUGCGACGUACGAUCUUGAAGAGUUAUUAUUGGAGGAAGCUCCACUGGAGGCCAGAGCGCGGAAGCAGAAGCCCCGUGCUGAAUUGCGGCAUGAUGCGACUAGCCGCGAGAUUCGCGACGAUGAGCUGCAUCGUAUGAUCGAGACUAUGUUCGAGCCGUUCGACUACACUUUGGCUAAUUACGAGAUACAAGCGGCAGAAGCCGUAGCAGGCACUGUGCCGCCAGCAGAUGACCAACUAGACACAACCAGCUCGAACAGAUCUCAUGCCAAGUCACAGCCAGCCUCACCGGACGGUUCACCACCGAUCACAGCAACAGCGAUCUCUACCGAACCUCAAGAAGCACAGAAUUUUCCACAGUUAGAGGAGCUCCGAACUGCACUGCCCCAAACCUCGAAUCCGAUGUCAGUGGCGCGACCACCCUCGGCAUCCAAGUCGUUUAGCCGACCGAUUCCUCCUCAGAGACCACAGGCUGCCUCGCGACAGAUGAGUAAAGGCGGAGGAGUACAGAUGGUUCUGGACGAGAGCGGAAGCUGGUCGCAAUUGUCGGACCAGACCUCCAGUCUCCCAGCAGAUGCAGGAGCAGAUAACCGGAACGACAAAGGAGGGAGCAUGCUAGGCUUCCUUAGCCGCAAGAAAGGCCGCGACAGGAGCCCAAAGCCCCGAGAGCCCGGUGUCCUGGGCAAAUACGGCGCCAGACAUAUCAUCAACUAG
Molecule: messenger RNA, 1620 nt
Organism: Cyphellophora europaea CBS 101466
Lineage: Eukaryota; Fungi; Ascomycota; Eurotiomycetes; Chaetothyriales; Cyphellophoraceae
Exons: 4
Coding region: 1-1620 (539 amino acids)
Biological process (GO): intracellular signal transduction; peptidyl-serine phosphorylation
Molecular function (GO): protein serine/threonine kinase activity; ATP binding
Source: RefSeq, a predicted model, not a curated record